Messenger RNA from Danio aesculapii, 3999 nucleotides. RefSeq names its product BEN domain containing 5 (gene bend5). Gene Ontology annotation, molecular function: DNA binding. Gene Ontology annotation, biological process: negative regulation of DNA-templated transcription. The record is from RefSeq and is a predicted model, not a curated record. NCBI's taxonomy places the organism in Eukaryota, Metazoa, Chordata, Actinopteri, Cypriniformes, Danionidae. The transcript has 6 exons. Bases 106 to 1329 code for a protein of 407 amino acids.
CCCACUGUCUCCCCCCUCUUUGUGUUUAUAUAUGUUUUUAAAAAUCUUUUUUGAGGGAAACUGCCAAGCCCCAUCCCAAAGAGCAGGGACCAAAGAGCAAAAAUAAUGUACGCGUUCGUGCGUUUCUUGGAGGACGAUAUGUGCUACGCGUUACCUGUGUCAGACGUGAAAGAUUUCCAGCCUGUGCACAAAAGAGAUUUUGAUGAUCAGAAGGUGUAUGUGGUGCUGAGAGGCGCAGGCCAGCCUGCCAAAGCACACAUCCUCGCCCUGGCAGAAAGCAUUGAGGAAUUUGAGCACAGUAUUAUGCAAAAGAAGAUGAAAAUACCCAAGAUGUCGAACAGGAACACAGUGGAGAAUCACUUUGGCGAGGAGAGAAUGCCCCUUAGACAUAAAAAGGUCCAGUCACAGGAGCAUCCGCGGGCCACUUCGAACUCCUCAAAGAGCCUGGCUGCAGUUGUGGCUCGACUGGAGAGGAACGCAGUCAACUCAUGCACAGAGGGAGAGGAGCUGGACAGACUCACAACAGAGGAGGAGGAGGAGCAGGACGAAGCCGUUGUUCCUCGCGUCCUGUAUGAAGAGCUGGUGCACAGCUACAGGCAGCAGGAAGAGGAAAUGAGACGUCUGCAGCAGGAACUGGAGCGCACACGCAGACAGCUGCUGCAGCAGGCCAAGAAGCUGAAAGAGUACGGCAGUCUGCUGACCGAAGUCAAGGAGCUGCGCGAUUUCAAUAGACGCCUACAGGACGUCCUGCUCAUGAGGCUCGGCAGCGAACCGAUGCAUGACAAUGGCACACAGACAAUCAAACCAGAGGUGGUGGAGCCCAUCAGUGAACCACAGGAAGCAUGUCAGGAGGAAGCGAACACAAGCUCCACCCACUCACCGUCCCCGAGAACGGUCUACACCUUCAAUGAUGGAAAAGUGCACUUGGGCGGAGGGAUUUGGGUGGAUGAGGAGAAAUGGCACCAGCUACAGCGGACACAGGGAGACUCCAAAUUCACCAAAAACCUGGCGGUGAUGAUCUGGGGCACUGAAACCCUGAAGAACCGCAGCGUGACUGGUGUCGCUACAAAGAAGAAGAAAGAUGCCCUGCCCAAACCACCGCUCUCACCAAGCAAGCUCAAAAUUGUCAGAGAGUGUCUGUACGACCGCGUGUCUCAAGAGACAGCCGACAGCGCAGAGAUCACCCAGCGAUUAUCCAAAGUGAACAAAUACAUCUGCGAAAAGAUCAUGGAUAUCAACAAAUCCAUCAAGAACGAGGAACGGCGAGAAUCCAAACUCCUCAUCCAGCAGACGGUGAAGAUGGAGAACUUUCCGUACGACGGCCUGUAGGGGGCGCUGAAGUUGUCACCAUAGCUCAUUCUACUCCUCAAGGACUUCUGGUGGAGAAGGUGCACGUAAUCACCGGCGCUGCCAAUUGAGAUUCCCACUGAUGCCCUCCCAAGCCCUCUCUGUCUUUUACUCUCGCAGCCCCUGUUUUACAGCCUGCCUGACAGUUUUACCUCUCUCCACGCUGCUUUUGCAUGCCGGUGUGCAUUCUGUGAGUGAAUGGGGGUGGGUUUUUGUAAGCUUUGAUUGGGGGGGGCGGGGUCGGAUGUCAUGUGUGAUAGACAGGAGCAAUCCUUUAAAUAGUGUGCGAGAAAAAUGUGUUUGGCACAUCAGCUUGUGUUCUGUGUCAGAACAUGUCCUAAAUGUACUAAAGCGGUAAAGUCUUCUUGUUUCAGGGGAGUGUUUUUGGAGGUGUCAUAAAUGCUGGCUUAGAGGUGGAGUCUUUAAGGGGGAGGUAGGUCACUUCACAGGGACCAUCUGCUAAAGGUACUUAACAUAAAGAGUUGCACUUUUAAACAGGGUCACACCCUGCGUAGUCUUAAUGAACGAUUGAUUUAAUUAAUCAAUCUAGGCCUAAUUGCUCCCGUUAAUUGCUUUCCUGAGAUGACUACUGAUGGUCCGUUCUCGUUCUCGAUGGUUGUUUGGGGUGGAGAGGUCGCAUGUAGUCAGUGGUGCUAAACAGUUGUCCUGAAUAAGUGAUGUUUUUUUCUUUAGUUUUUUGUAAAUCAUCCACAAUUUUUUUUCUCAUAUUUUUUUAAAGAUAUAUUUGGAGUUUUCAUGAUCAUCCAUACAUUAAUUGGGCAUCAUAAAAUAUUGGGUCACAAUUUAUUUUGAUUGUCCAUUUGUUGAAUGCAAGUCACAUUGCAUCUACUUGCCAACUAAUUCUCAUCAGAUUAUAUGUAGACUAUUAGGUUGGGGUUAGGGUAAGUUGACAUGCACUUGCAAAGUUUCUUAUAGUCAGUUAAAUGUCUGUUUAGCAGCAGUAUCAACAGAUUUUAAGCAGACAGUCUACUAAUACUCAAAGUGUUACCAAAUAUUGACAUUUAAUAUAUUCGAGUAUUUUUUCUGGAAUUCGGUACCAAUCGAUACUCAGUCAGUAAGUUUUAAAAACACCCAUUUCCCGCUAACAUUUGAGUGCUGCCGAGCACGUUCUUAAACAUUGCUGAUUUGCCAUUGUGUUCAAGUGCUCAACAGAAAUUACUCACCACUGUUUACUGAGUUUAAGUACAGAUACAGGGACACUGAAGUGUUUCAAAGUCACGUCGAUCAGCUGGUUUGUGUAUAAGAUGACAUACGAGCGAUCUGCUGGUGAUAAAUUGCUCCAGUGUCCCUGUAUCUGUGGUUACACUCAAUAAAAAUCAGUGAGUUCCGUGAAGUGAGACCUUCACGGCCAAUUACAGUCAUUUCUGUUGAGCACGUGAACACAAGGGCAAAUCAGCACUGUUUAAGAACGUGCUCAGUAGCGCUCAAAUGUUAGCAGAAAAUGGACAUUUUAAAAAUUUCUGUAUCGGUUGGUACCGAAUUCGAAUUUCGUGCAACCCUACUUGUACCUUGGUUUAGACCUCUGUAUGAACAGUAGAGAUGCACCGAUAAUAAGUUUCUCAACAAAUAUCGAAAGCCAGUUAUUCAAAGUGAUAUCUGCCAAUGCAGAUACUAAUAGUUUUGUGGAUCUUUUAAAUGAAUGACAUUCAUGACUGUAUUACAGAGCUCAUGCAGUCUUGCUUGAGUCAUACAUACUGGAAGUUAGAGGGCGUACUCAUGCAGAGUCUUAACAAACGAGCCUUGGAAAGGCUAUUUUAUUACAUUCCAGCACAACAACAAAUAAAUGCAGCUUUUACUGCAGCUGAAUGACAUUCAGAUAUAGUUGCUUGAUUGAUUGAACAUGAAGACAAUUACAAUAUUAUGUGGUUUAUCUGUGUUUUUCAAUCCAUCUAGUGUAUUUUCAUAAAAGGUUACAAUUAAUGUUUCAAAGAUAAUAUAUUUUCCAUCUCAUUUUGGGAUAAUUAAUUACUUUGAUUAUAGAAGGAGGUUAUUUUAAGUAAUAAACUUAUAUAGUUAUUUAGUUCAUUUUGGAGCAAAAACAUGGUUUUAAAUCUCAUAAUAAAUAGUUGAUGCUAUGUUUAGCUAACAGCUGGCAACUAGCUCUCUGCAACUCUCACAUGGUCGCCCACUAAAGCUAAGCAGGGCUGCGUUCGGUCAGUACCUGGAUGGGAGACCACAUGGGAAAGCCAAGUUGCUGCCGCAACUGGUGUUAGUGAGGCCAGCAGGGGUCUGUGUGGGUCCUAACGCCCCAGUAUAGUGAAGGGAACUCUAUACUGCUCAGUGAGCACCGUCUUUCAGAUGAAACGUUUAACCGAGAUCCUGACUCUCUGUGGUUGUUAAAAAUCCCAGGAUGAAGAGAGUAGGGGUUUAACCCCGGCAUCCUGCCCACUGGCCUUAGUCCGACAUGGCCUCUUAACCAUCCCCAUAUCAUAAUUGGCUUCAUCUCCUCUCUACCAAUCAGCUGGUGUGUGGUCUAGCACAUAAUGGGCACAUAAUGGCUGCCUUUGCAGCCAGGUGGAUGCUGCAAACUGGUGGUGGAUGAGGAGAUUCCCCCCAAUGUGUAAAGAGCUUUGAGUGUCUAGAAAAGCGCUUUAUAAAUGUAAGGUAUUAUUAUUAUUAUUAUUAUUAUUA